GAUGUGCCUGAACACCGCAGCCUGGAGUACCCCAAACUCUACGAACCGGGCCAGCUGAACCUCCUUUUCAAUAAGCGGGAAUUCUUCAUCUGCAUCGCUCAGGGCAUCUACGCCUCCAUCUUCAUGUUCUUCAUCCCGUACGGGGUCUUUAGCGACAACGCCCUCCUGGCCGACUACCAAUCCUUUGCCGUCACCGUGGCCACCUCCCUGGUCAUCGUGGUCAGCGUCCAGAUUGGCCUGGAUACCGGAUUCUGGACGGCUAUCAACCAUUUUUUUAUCUGGGGCAGCCUGGCGGUUUAUUUUGCCAUCCUCUUCGUCAUGCACAGCAAUGGCCUCUUCCAACUCUUUCCCAACCAGUUCCGUUUUGUCGGCAAUGCCCAGAACACGCUGGCCCAGCCUGCAGUGUGGCUCACCAUCGCCCUGACCACCGUGGUCUGCAUCAUUCCAGUCGUUGCCUUCCGCUUCCUCAAGCUGGACCUCCGGCCAGAACUGUCCGACACGGUGCGUUACACUCAGUUGGUUCGCAAGAAGCAAAAAACCCAGCACCGUUGCAUGGGCCGCGUGGGGCGCACGGGUUCCCGACGCUCGGGCUAUGCCUUCUCCCACCAAGAAGGUUUCGGGGAGCUCAUCACUUCCGGCAAGAACAUGCGGCUCAGCUCACUGGCCCUUUCCAGUUUCAGCGGCCGCCCCAGCACCAGUUGGAUGGAGACGUUGCGGAAGAAGAAAAACAGUGGCGGUGGCGAGCCCAACGUGCCCGACAGGGCGCUGAAAGUGUGACACAACCUCAGGGUCGACGAUGGAUGGACUCGCGUGCUAAAGGUCUCGUUCCUCCGUGAGGAUGUGAGACGAGGAGCUCGCCAAACGGGAGCAAAUCGGUUUUGGAGCCGAGAACUCAGAACCGUGGCUUGAAGUCUAAAGCUAUCGCCGUAUAACCAAACCACGUAGCCAAACCCCCCCCUCUGCUCCCCACAAUUCAAGCUGCCGGUGUAUUUGAGGUAGCUCACUCUAGCUGGUCAGCCAAUGUGGGAUAUUUAAGUGUUCCCCUCCUCGGACAGGAAACCGUAAGAGCGUUUGUGCUCUGUUUUUUUUAAUCCAGGGACAUCUCCCCGUUCGAGUAACAAGGCAUCUUUUCUCCAAAGUAUGUACGAAUCGAGAAAAUUGGGGGUGAAAGACGGGGGCUAGGACUGGGGGAGAUGUAGACCCCUCCCACUACAACCCUGUAGCCUUGUGCUUUGGGUUUGCCGUUUUGGGAAAAAAAGCAAUCUCGCCAACGAAUCUCGUUUACAAAAGAUCGAGGAUUUUCCUACUCCUCGUUGGACCUCCAGCUGGCAUUUAAAAGGCACUGGGUCAAACGUUGAGGGUGGCCAACUCCCCGAAGCCUCCACGAGGCCCACCUUACUACCAUGAAAGCAUUUGGCGUCUGAUACUCAGGUUGAAGAAAAGACUCGUCCCGCGGCAAUGUCCAAAUCUCAGCACGUGGAAAUGCAGCUCUUUUCAGUUUAAAGACAAGAGGACUGAGUGCUUUCAGACUUAUAGGAGGGGCGACCCACCUCAGAUCUUCCAAGAAGAGUUCAGGAUUUGCACCAUGUCCUUCCGGGCGUGCCUCGGAGGCUUUGGAUCUCCCGUACGAGGGAGAAAGUAAAGAGAUUUUAUUUUUU
This is a messenger RNA of Thamnophis sirtalis, 1658 nucleotides long. The record is from RefSeq and is a predicted model, not a curated record. Lineage: Eukaryota; Metazoa; Chordata; Lepidosauria; Squamata; Natricidae.